AUCCAUUGGCUAGUCUCGAGAAUUAGCUAGCUAGCCUCGCCAGGCAGGCAGAAUCUGCAGAUUUCGCUCUGAUGCUUGAUUUUAGCAACUAAAUCUGUGGUCGUAGAUUCCUCUUAUGUUACUAGAUCAUCUAAUUAUUGCCAGACAGCGUCUACAGAAACGGUGAGCGAAAAUCUACCAACCAACCCAACCAGGGGAAUACCAACUCGCAGCCACCAAGGUGAUUGCCAAGAAUCUAUUUGCUAGCUAGCUAUCCUUUGAACAUUCGCAAUUUAGCUUGCUAACGUCAGUCUAGUGGUUGAAAUUCGGUGAAAGAUUAGUACGUUUCGAGUUUGUUAAAACUAUGAUCUUUUAGUUUAUCACACAGCACACAUUACCGUCCGGACCUAGUGUAAGAUGGCAGUGAGCUGGCAGGACGUUGCUACUCAGCAGGCUGAGCAGUUGGCGGCCCGUUUGAAGGAGCUCUUGUCGUCUGGCCUAGGCUAUCUGAACUCAGAACUCGGUGUGGAUUUGGGUCUGAAGCCCGAUCUGAUUCCGCCAUGGGUUAUCCUCUCAACGGCAUGUUUGGGAUUAUUGGUGAUUUUGGUAGUUUGGGGCUUUGCUUGUCGUGGUCUGUUGAGGGGUAGGUCGAAAAGAACGAUUGAGACCAUAGAAGAGACUGUGAAACCAGCUGUCAAGAGUUCCAAACCCGAAGAUCAGAAGAAGAAAAGCAAGAAGAAACCAUCUGAAAAGAAACCACAAGCAAACGGUCGUCCUGUGGCUGAACAGGAAGUCAAAGUGACUGAAGAAAUUCCUGCUGUCCAGCAACCCACACCAGAUAACAAGUCUGACAAGGCAAAGAACAAGAAGAAGAAACCGAAACCUGCCAGUGCCCCAGAGACCCAGUCAGCCCCGCCUCCUCGUGUCAAAGAGCCUGAACCAGAAGGGAGCUGGGAAACCAAAGUCAGCAACCGGGAGAAGCGUCAGCAGAAACGGAAGGAGAAGGGCGCCGGCGACAGCUCACCAAGCCCAGGAGGAGAUGAUUCCCCCGCCAACCCUUCCCCAGCUCCUGAGGCGGCUAAGCCCACCAACCAGAAGAAGAGCAAAGGUACAGGCGACACUCCCCGAGCUAAACCUGCCAAAGCGGAGCCGGUGGCACCUCAAGCUAAAGUGACUGCCCAAGUGGAGGAGACACCAGCGAUGAAUGGAGGGGAAUGGAACAAUGUCGGCCUGAAGCCUCAGAAGCAGGCUCCAAAGGCAGAGAACUGGACCGCCCUGCCCAAGAAACCUGUGCAGCCCAACCCUGAGGUGUCCGUCUGGGGGCAGGAGAUUGAAGGAUGGACUGUCGUCGACCGGGGAAUCCCAUCGGCAUUCCCUGGACUGGGCCUCGCACCAUCUGCCGUGGAGCCCCAGCCUGUGGCAGAGCUGCAGUGGGCCACCGAGCCUCCCGUGGACGACGAGUGGUCAGGACUGAACGGCUCGUCCGCUGACCCGGCGUCAGACUGGAGCGCUCCCGCUGAGGUGUGGGGGAACUACGAGGAGCCUGAGCCAGAGACCCCCGCCCCUCCACCAGAGCAGCCUGCCAGCACCCCUCUGACCAACACCACUGAGGAUGCACAGGGAUCCGAUGAUGAGAAGGACAAAGCUGACUCCGCUGCAGCCGAGAGCGGCAAGGGCAAGAAGAAGAAAAAGAAGAAGAAGAAGGCGGAGGAGGAGACUGGAACAGCUCAGGAAGAGGUGAAGGAGUCUCCAGUGGAGGUAGCACCGCCUCCACAGCCAGCCCAGGCAACCGCUAAAGCUGCUAAGGCCGCUAAGACCGCCAAGCCUGCCAAGCCGUCCCCUGCUCCUGUUGAGGCUGAACCACCCCGAGCCGCUGUGCAGGAGAAAGCCGUCCCGAAGAUCCCCUCCCAAGUGCCACAGGGGCCCGCCGACGCUAAAGCCCCUGCCAAGCAGCCCAGCGGCCCAGCUCCUGGCCAGGACAAGCCCGAGGCCAAGCAGGAGUCUCCUGUGCAGGCGAAGAAGAAGAGAGCCAGAAGAGAGACAUGAGCUGCAGGCUGACUGACACCAAGAGAGUUUAUAUGCAAAAAAAAAAGAGGGGGGGGGGGGAGAAGAAGAUUUUUAAGACCUGAAAGAUCAUGCAUAUGCAAUACUGAAGAGUGUACAGACUUUUCUAUGAAAUGACUACUUUUUUUUUUAAGAAAAGACGUCAAUUGCUAGUUUCACCUUCUUUGACCUUUUGUGUGAAUGAAUUAGAUGAUGCACUAUGCGAGAUCCUCUAGUGGAUGUUCCAUGAGAUGAAAAUUUUGUAUUUUGUCAUUAUGAUCAUUGUUUUUUUUUUUUCUUUGAUUUGUGUUGUUUAUGAGUAUAUUGAAAAGAUCUGACGUUCUGGCUCUAGCUGUAUUUGUAGUGUGAUGCGAGGCGAAGGCCUGGUCCUGACGUCGGCAUGUACGGUGGCUUGCUAACCGAUAGCCUGUAGCACUGUGCUUCUGAUGCAGCUUCCCUCGCCUUGUGCUGAGACCCUUACCGUUAUCACAAGUGUGAUGCCUGAACAGGGGUGUAAGGUUUGGCUUCUGGUCGGAAAUAGUUUUGGAUGGAGUCUGUUUCAAAUUCAAAGACUCCUUUCAGCUCCUGGGUUCUGCCGUGAGGUUCCAAAGCGAGGAUUUCUCAGCUAGCUGAUUUAUUACAGCAUCUUACAACACUAAAGUGUUUUCUGCUUUUGUUGAGAUUAUGGUCAUCUCUUGCUUUAAUGAAUUGCAUCUAGGUAUCUCUGGCAAUUCUAAAAUGUUGAUUGGUACAGCCAUUACACAUUGACAUAUUUCUAACCUCUUCAGAUCAGAAUGCCAAGCCAUAUGUACGAAAUAUAGUAAUAAGAAUUAAUUUAAAUGGGCGGUUUUCUACUGUUCAAGAUUGAGCUUUGAAAUGUGCUGUGUAUUGCAUUUCCAACAUAUCUCUGUGUGUGAGUGUAUUCUGCUGUCUAUCAGUGUGAGAUGGCUGAUCUUUUUCGGGAGGAGUAAUCAUGCGCGUGAGGGAGAGGAAUCUCGACCGCUUCAAACUGUUUUGACCAGUACAGCAUCAGGAACAAAUUAUAAUGCCUUAUUAACUCAUAGUUUGUAGUCUGGAGAGAAAACACAUACCUAAUGUCAGCUGUUUCAUGUGCUGUAUGUGAUGAACGCAGGGCAGAAAAAGAAGAUUGGGGGGGUGGGUGGGGGUAGUAGAGGCAUGAUGAGCAGAUGUUUUUGCGCUGUUGUGAGGUCAUUUUUGUCUUCAUAUGGCUACAACCUUGGAGGCUGUGAUGCUGGUUAAUUUUCUUCCACUGUCUCCCUGUGUAUUUCAGGCUGUCCAACUAAUGUUGACGUGGCAGCAUCCUGCACAGCCCAGAUACUGCACCUGUGUCUUCUCCCUUCUAGUGUGUGUGCACUAGUAUGUUGACACAGUGACCUGUGUCUUCUUCCUGCUAGUGUGUGUGUGCACUAGUAUGUUGACACAGUGACCUGUGUCUUCUUCCUGCUAGUGUGUGUGCACUAGUAUGUUGACACGGUGAUGGGGGAACAUUAGGUUCUUUGAUGACCUGCCUUAUCUGACCCUACCCCCCUCAUUAUUAAGGAUGUUAGUGUUAUUAUUUAUUUCUACCAAAUCACUAAAUACUUUAUGAUCUUCUAAAAUGCAAGAAAAUUGAUAAAAUUCUUAGUUAAUUUGUCCAAAUAAACUGUAAUUUGUAUCUGCUUUG
This is a messenger RNA of Clupea harengus (Atlantic herring), 3706 nucleotides long. It is a transcript of the gene mtdhb, whose product is annotated as metadherin b. Gene Ontology annotation, molecular function: transcription coregulator activity. NCBI's taxonomy places the organism in Eukaryota, Metazoa, Chordata, Actinopteri, Clupeiformes, Clupeidae. Gene Ontology annotation, biological process: positive regulation of canonical NF-kappaB signal transduction; positive regulation of angiogenesis; regulation of transcription by RNA polymerase II. Gene Ontology annotation, cellular component: nucleus. The record is from RefSeq and is a predicted model, not a curated record.